AUGAUUAGUAUAUCCAACCUCGGUUUGCUUCUCGUAGUGUCCUUCCAAAUCAAGAAACUCCCAAGGGUCGUUUAUGGUUAUCAGAUAGUGACCAAGUCGGGCGUUCAGGUCACACACCCACUAUUUUUGUUUACGAAGCAAAAUACAACUGACACCGUUGAGAGAUUGAGGAACUCACUUGGUGAGAUUUUAGUGCACUACUAUCUAGUAGCUGGCAGAUUGAGCUUAGCGGAAAGUGGUCGAAUUGAAGUAGAUUGCAAUGCAAAGGGAGUGAGAUUGUUUGAAGCUCAAACCACAACAUCAUUUGCUAAUUAUGACUUUUCACCUUCUGAGUCUGUCAAGGAACUUGUUCCAAAAAUUGAUUACACUCAAUCCAUAGAAGAAAUUCCUUUGUUGUUUGUGAAAUUGACAAGAUUCCAUGGUGGUCAAGGAUUUUUUUAUUGGCGUGGCUUUCAGUCACCCUUUGUCUUAUGCGCUUGGUUACUUUCAAUUCAUGAAUUCAUGGGCAAAGCUGGGUCGAGGAGAGACACUAGAGCCACAUGA
This is a messenger RNA of Sphenostylis stenocarpa, 543 nucleotides long. NCBI's taxonomy places the organism in Eukaryota, Viridiplantae, Streptophyta, Magnoliopsida, Fabales, Fabaceae. The record is from the annotation of a GenBank genome assembly.